GCGGGCGGAGGAAGAGGAGAGGAGGCGGGAGGAGGAAGGCGGCAGCAGCAGCAGCUCUCGGGAGGAGCCUGUCCAGCGUGAGACAGCACAUUCAGCCGGCAGCGGCGGUCCUGCUGCAGCGGCGGGCGGCACCGCACCGCACCGCACCGGCACGGCAGGGCGCAGCGCCGCGGGCAGCAGCCGUUCGGGCAGCGGGGAGUCGCUCCGCUCCCCCGGCGGCGGGGGCUCGGUGAGGGCUGCACGGCGCCGGGAGCCCCUCCGCAUCUCCCGGGCGCCGACGGAGCAGAGUCAAAAUGUCAGACAAAAGUGAUUUAAAAGCAGAACUUGAGCGCAAAAAGCAGCGUUUGGCUCAGAUAAGAGAAGAAAAGAAACGGAAGGAGGAAGAAAGGAAGAAGAAAGAGGCUGAUCUACAGCAAAAGAAGGAGCCAGCUCAGGAAGAUUCUGACCUAGACCGCAAAAGACGAGAGACAGAAGCUUUGUUACAGAGCAUUGGUAUAUCUCCAGAACCACCUCUAGUGCAGUCGCUGCAUGUGUUAACAUGGGAUACCUGUUAUUUUCAUUAUUUAGUCCCAACCCCUAUGUCUCCCUCUUCGAAAUCAGUGAGCACACCCAGUGACGCAGGCAGCCAGGACUCGGGAGAUCUGGGACCCAUAGGAAGGACCUUGCAAUGGGACACAGACCCCUCAGUGCUGCAGCUCCAGUCUGACUCUGAACUUGGACGCAGACUGCACAAACUAGGGGUGUCAAAGAUUACCCAGGUUGAUUUCUUACCUCGGGAGGUGGUAUCAUACUCCAAGGAGACACAGACACCUCUUGCCACACAUCAAUCUGAAGAGGAUGAAGAUGAUGAAGAGAUGGUGGAGCCAAAAGCACAGGAUGACUUGGAGACGGAAAAUCAAGACCAGAAGCAGGAAGUGAAAGAAGCUCCUCCUAGAGAACUGACAGAAGAAGAAAAACAGCAAGUUCUCCAUUCAGAAGAAUUCCUGAUAUUUUUUGACCGGACAAUACGUGUAAUUGAGCGAGCUUUGGCUGAAGAUUCAGACAUCUUCUUUGACUACAGUGGCAGAGAUGUAGAAGAGAAAGAUGGAGAUGUUCAAGCAGGAGCCAACCUUUCCUUUAACCGUCAAUUUUAUGAUGAACACUGGUCAAAGCAUCGUGUUGUCACCUGUAUGGAUUGGUCUCUUCAGUACCCUGAGUUGAUGGUUGCAUCUUAUAACAAUAAUGAAGAUGCUCCACAUGAGCCUGAUGGGGUAGCCUUGGUAUGGAACAUGAAGUUCAAGAAAACCACACCGGAAUAUGUUUUCCAUUGUCAGUCCUCCGUGAUGUCUGUCUGUUUUGCCCGCUUUCACCCAAACCUGGUUGUUGGUGGAACAUACUCUGGCCAAAUUGUCUUGUGGGAUAAUCGCAGUCACAGGCGCACUCCGGUUCAAAGAACUCCCUUAUCUGCUGCUGCUCACACGCAUCCUGUGUAUUGUGUGAAUGUAGUUGGAACACAGAAUGCGCACAAUCUCAUCACCGUCUCUACGGAUGGCAAAAUGUGCUCCUGGAGCCUGGACAUGCUCUCAACUCCACAGGAGAGCAUGGAGCUGGUGUACAAUAAGUCCAAACCAGUGGCGGUUACAGGAAUGGCUUUCCCAACUGGAGAUGUCAAUAACUUUGUCGUUGGCAGUGAAGAGGGAACAGUCUACACAGCCUGUCGUCAUGGAAGUAAAGCUGGCAUUGGUGAAAUUUUUGAAGGCCACCAAGGACCCGUCACAGGAAUCAAUUGUCACAUGGCAGUGGGUCCAAUUGACUUUUCCCAUCUCUUUGUCACAUCAUCAUUUGACUGGACAGUCAAGUUGUGGACCACAAAGCACAACAAGCCGCUCUACUCCUUUGAAGACAAUGCCGACUAUGUCUACGAUGUCAUGUGGUCGCCAGUGCAUCCCGCGCUCUUCGCCUCCGUGGACGGAAUGGGGCGCCUGGAUCUGUGGAACCUGAAUAACGACACCGAGGUUCCCACAGCCAGUGUCACCAUAGAAGGAGCUUCUGCCCUCAACCGUGUCCGCUGGGCCCAGGCUGGGAAGGAGGUAGCAGUUGGUGAUUCAGAAGGCCGCAUAUGGAUCUAUGAUGUUGGAGAGCUGGCUGUUCCACACAACGAUGAAUGGACCCGCUUCGCUCGGACCUUGGUGGAAAUCCGCGCCAACCGAGCAGACAGUGAAGAGGAAGGGGCGGUGGAGCUGUCGGCCUAGAGGAAGAGAAGGAGCAGCGCCCGCCAUCGCCAGAACAGCAGCUUUCCCCCACUGAGUACGCCGGUGUUCGGUGUCAGUCAGUCUUGCUGUGGCUUUUGAUGCCAGUGUACGUGCCAGUAUUGCUCAAAGCAUUCCAUAUUAAUCAUGCUGCUUUACACAAGGCUGAAAAUAUCCAGAGCAUUUUCAUACUUUAUAUUUCUGUCUGAAAAGUAAGAAAGAAAAGACAAAUCAACCCUUUAUGGGUUUAGUUGUUGCCUUUUAACUACUUAGUAGCUGUAUUUAAUAGCUAGGAACCCCUGGUUAAACUUGUGCUCACAUUGCCCUUCUGGCAUAGUCCUAUUAAAUCCAUAUGAAGCCAGAUAUGAUUAUGUGCAGAUGUUGUGUGCUUCACUGUAUGGGACUGGGCCAAAGACUUUAGAUGUGGUGUUUCACAUGGUGACUUACAUUAUGAAUGGAUGUACUAUACGAAAGUUGCUGCUCCUUAUUUAUUGCAGUGUGCUGCAUGGAACAUAUUUAUUUGAAAGCAUUAAAAUAAACGAUCCUAAAGCAUGUGCAUAAUGAGAGAACUGCAUUGUCUGUGUGCUGCUGUAGAGGUUACAUUAAAGUCCACAUAACAAUUACAGUACAUCAGUUGUGUUUAAGAUGUAAGAUCUAUAAAGGUUGGCUUGAGUGGAUGGAAUGAGUUUCCUUUUUUUUUUUCAGAUGCCUAUUAUUUCUAGGCACUUUAACUAUAUUUCAAAUACAGUUGGUCACUGAUACUUGUCAUGCAAGUUAACACUAACAGUCUGACAAAGGGUUGUGGUUCCCGAGUAUGACACUAGUAUUGCCAAUAAAAUGUAUCAAGCCUG
Harpia harpyja (harpy eagle) is the source of this 3079-nucleotide messenger RNA. It is a transcript of the gene DYNC1I1, whose product is annotated as dynein cytoplasmic 1 intermediate chain 1. Gene Ontology annotation, biological process: transport along microtubule. The transcript has 17 exons. Gene Ontology annotation, cellular component: cytoplasmic dynein complex. NCBI's taxonomy places the organism in Eukaryota, Metazoa, Chordata, Aves, Accipitriformes, Accipitridae. Gene Ontology annotation, molecular function: dynein light chain binding; dynein heavy chain binding. The record is from RefSeq and is a predicted model, not a curated record. The coding region runs from base 294 to 2231 and encodes 645 amino acids.